Molecule: messenger RNA, 150 nt
Organism: Suillus fuscotomentosus
Lineage: Eukaryota; Fungi; Basidiomycota; Agaricomycetes; Boletales; Suillaceae
Product: cytoskeletal proteon
Exons: 2
Source: RefSeq, a predicted model, not a curated record
UCGCAGAUCUCCGUCCAUGCAGCCGAUGUCAAGCAGGUGUUGUGUGUCUACUCUAUCGAAGUUCCCAUUCGGCAAAAGGACGAUUUAGAGGAGGAUCCAAUUGUGGUGGAGCUGCGGAAGGCAGGUGGGGCUAGUUACGACAGGGUGUAG